AUGUACUUCUUCCUGGGAAACUUGUCCUGUUUGGAGACCUGCUACACCUCCACUAUCCUGCCCAGGAUGCUGGCCAGUCUCCUGACUGGGGACAGAACCAUUUCCGUUAGUGGCUGCCUCACACAAUAUUAUUUCUUUGGUUUCCUGGCAGUUGCAGAGUGCUAUCUCCUGGCAGUGAUGUCCUAUGAUCGGUAUUUAGCGAUAUGCAAACCUCUGCAUUAUGAAGCCCUUAUGAAUGGCGGGUCCUGCCUCCAGCUAGCAGUUGACACUUGGAUAAGUAGUUCUCUGGCUGCUGACAUAACAAUAUUUUUAAUGCAACAAUUGACUUUCUGUGGCCGUAAUGAAAUUGACCAUUUCUUUUGUGACUUCAUCCCAGUAAUAAAACUCUCUUGCAGUGAAACAUAUAUGAUGGAGCUUAUCACUACCAUGCUGGCUUCUAUAUGCACUCUCCCACCAUUUCUAUUAACGCUGGCAACAUACGUCUGUAUCAUCACCACAAUCCUGCGAAUGCCUUCCGCCACUGGGUGGCAAAAGGCCUUUUCCACCUGCUCCUCUCACCUCAUCGUGGUGUCAAUUUUCUAUGGGACCAUAAUGAUUGUCUACAUGCUACCAAAAACUGAUAAACUGAGAGAUCUGAACAAAGUGUUCUCACUCUUCUACACAGUCGUGACUCCCAUGGUCAACCCCCUCAUAUACAGCCUGAGGAACAGAGAGGUCAAAGAGGAAGGACCAGCCCUCUGUGGAGAAAGUGGUUCAGGACUAUCUCGUUUGAAGCAACACCCAUCCACCUCCGCUGCUCCUGUCUAG
Molecule: messenger RNA, 807 nt
Organism: Gopherus evgoodei (Goodes thornscrub tortoise)
Lineage: Eukaryota; Metazoa; Chordata; Testudines; Testudinidae
Product: olfactory receptor 10A7-like
Exons: 1
Coding region: 1-807 (268 amino acids)
Biological process (GO): G protein-coupled receptor signaling pathway
Cellular component (GO): membrane
Molecular function (GO): G protein-coupled receptor activity; olfactory receptor activity
Source: RefSeq, a predicted model, not a curated record